Messenger RNA from Ricinus communis (castor bean), 2243 nucleotides. Its product is annotated as patatin-like protein 2. NCBI's taxonomy places the organism in Eukaryota, Viridiplantae, Streptophyta, Magnoliopsida, Malpighiales, Euphorbiaceae. The coding region runs from base 762 to 1985 and encodes 407 amino acids. Gene Ontology annotation, biological process: lipid metabolic process. The transcript is spliced from 5 exons. Gene Ontology annotation, molecular function: monoacylglycerol lipase activity; glycerophospholipase activity. The record is from RefSeq and is a predicted model, not a curated record.
CACCAAUGAGCACAUACUGAGGCAGGAAAGUUUUACAUUGCACACAACAAAGUCUCUAAAUACUAGAAUUUGUAAUCUAGGGAAUUAAAUUGAAACUAAUUAAUUAAUUAAUUUUAGUAUCCAUCAAAACAAUAACCUAAUUUUGGUAUCAUUCCCAUCUUAAUUCUUCUUUUUUGUCUUUUUCUUUUUUGGGUUCACUUUUUUUCUUUAAUCUUUUCUUUUAGUUUUAGUUUUUUGGUUUACUUUAUUCCCAUCUUAAUGCUUCUCGGAUCAUCCAAUCACAUUCUAACCUACAAUUCAUGUGCAUGCAUGGGUUGCAGUCGUACCUACUAGUAUUAGUAUUCUUUGAUGUCAAAGAUGAAAGCCACACGGUUCAAAACGUUUACAUUUUCAAUUCAUUGUUUAAGUUAUAAACUUUCAUGAAAUCCAAAUUUGAACCACAUCCAAGAACAUAAACUUCUGGUCAAAUUCGAUGACGAUUCAUAUCAUUAACUCACAUUGCUAGGACAUGGAAUUAAAAUGAAAGUACAAGGUCUAUAAAUACCCAUCUUCAGAAGAAUCUCAAUUCAUCACGAAUUAAGCUAUUUUCCAAGGCUCUAGCUCAAGUUUCUCUCCGGAAUCAAACACGUUUUAUAUUUCUGCCUCCAUCUCAAGACUUUAAAAUCUUACAAGUCUAGAAUUUUCACCCCAAGACUAUUCCAUUUCUUUCUUAGACAUACUUCCUAUCCUUAUUUAGUACAUCAAACCUAUUAAUAUUCCUCAUGGAAGGAACAAAUGCCCACCUUCAAGCUCCAACUUAUGGAAAUCUGGUUACCAUCCUCAGCAUUGACGGGGGUGGAAUAAGAGGCAUAAUUCCUGGAACCAUCCUUAGCUUUCUCGAAUCUGAAUUUCAGAAAUUGGAUGGUGAGGAUGCAAGAAUUGCAGACUAUUUCGACGUGAUCACGGGAACGAGUACAGGUGGUCUAGUGACUGCAAUGCUUGCUAGCCCAAAUGAGAAGAAUCGCCCCAUUUUUGCUGCAAAGGAUAUCAACGAAUUCUACCUCAAUGAGUGUCCUAAGAUCUUCCCACAACACCGUUUCCAAUUAUUUGCUCAGGUAUCCAAGGUGAUAAAAGCUAUAGCAGGACCGAAAUAUGAUGGGAAAUAUCUGCAUAACCUUGUGAAGGAGAAACUAGGAAAUACAAGAUUGAACCAGACAUUGACCAAUGUCAUCAUCCCAACAUUUGAUAUAAAAAAACUUCAGCCUACCAUCUUCUCCAGCUUUCAGGUUAAGAAUAAUUCAUCCUUAAAUGCUCGACUCUCAGACAUAUGCAUUUCAACUUCCGCUGCACCAACUUAUCUUCCAGCUCAUUAUUUUAAAACCAAAGAAGAGAAGACAGGAAAAGUGAGAGAUUUCAACCUUAUUGAUGGUGGUGUUGCUGCAAAUAAUCCGACUUUGGUUGCUUUGGGAGAAGUGACAAAGGAAAUAAUCAAGGGAAGCCAAGAUUUCUUUCCUAUAAAGCCGAUGGACUAUGGUAGAUUUCUAGUCAUAUCCUUAGGUACUGGGGCACCAAAAGCUGAAGAAAAAUAUACUGCUGAUAAGGCUGCUAAAUGGGGCGUAUUGGGUUGGUUAACAGCCAACGGUUCCACACCUUUAGUCGAUGUGUUUACUCAUGCCAGUGCUGACAUGGUAGAUUUGCACAUUUCUGAACUUUUUCAAGCCCUUCACUGCGAAAAAAACUAUCUCAGAAUUCAGGACGAUACAUUAAACAAGACAGUUUCUUCUGUAGAUAUCGCCACAAAAUCGAACCUGGAUGAACUUGUGAAAACUGGUGAAAGGCUGUUGAAGAAACCAGUUUCAAGAAUAAACUUAGAGAAUGGAAUAUUUGAGCCUUGUAGUAAGGAGACUAACGAAGAAGCUCUUAUAAGAUUUGCUAAACUGCUAUCUGAAGAGAGGCGACUUCGCCAUGCUAAGUCACCUCAUGGACAAGCUGCAAAUUUUAAAUAAUGAUACCAGGAUUUGGAUUCUCCAAUUUGGGGAAUCAUGUACAGGACGUUACAAGCUAAACAACCUUAAAAUAUAUGAUUCUGUAUUGGUCACACUAUGCUAGAAUAAGUGUCUAAAGGGAUACAAGUUGUAUAAUGUUUCCUCUCUUUUCUUUUAAUUUUCUUUUAUUUAAAUUCUUUGGAUUUGUAAGUCAAAUAAUCAAUCCAUUUAUACAAAUGUGGUUCUAAUAAAAUUCUUUUACUACAGGAUUAGGGUUUC